Molecule: messenger RNA, 3354 nt
Organism: Gorilla gorilla gorilla (western lowland gorilla)
Lineage: Eukaryota; Metazoa; Chordata; Mammalia; Primates; Hominidae
Gene: TMEM254
Product: transmembrane protein 254
Exons: 4
Coding region: 364-849 (161 amino acids)
Source: RefSeq, a predicted model, not a curated record
AUUCGGUGGGCUCUUAGGAUAGUUUCUGCUUUCUAGUGUUCCUGUCUUUGGGUCCUCACCUCUGCAUGGUUACUAACGGGUUAUCCGAGCCUAAGCCUCUCACGAAGCGGAAAGUCAAGUUAACAGACUGCCAUAGGCCUGCCAAGUCAGAAUAGGGCUUCCGAAGCAGAAUGUUUGAGCCAAUAGGAAUUGUUUGGAAAACGGGGAUAAAUCUAAAGGAUGGGUAGGAUUUAAGUGGUAAGGGAGGAUAAAGAGGCUAUAACUGUUCUGACAUAGGUGUGGAAGCAAGAAGAAAGCUGUACCUAGAAAAAGAGCGACGUUUGUUUGGCUGAGAAAUAAUCUGUUUAAAGGAUAACGAGAAAGAUGCGUGGAAAAUGGGUUGUCUUCUGGCCUCGGAGUAUCCCUUAUCAGAACCUUGGGCCCCUGGGCCCCUUCACUCAGUACUUGGUGGACCACCAUCACACCCUCCUGUGCAAUGGGUAUUGGCUUGCCUGGCUGAUUCAUGUGGGAGAGUCCUUGUAUGCCAUAGUAUUGUGCAACCUGGCUAGCGGUCUGUCAACAAAAGCCAAAAUUGACAAAUGGGAUCUAAUUAAACUAAAGAGCUUCUGCGCAGCAAAAGAAACUAUCAUCAGAGUGAACAGGCAACCUACAGAAUGGGAGAAAAUUUUUGCAAUCUAUCCAUUGGACAAAGGGCUAAUAUCCAGAAUCUACAAAGAAAUUAAACAAAUUUGCAAGAAAAAAAAACUCCAUCAAAAAGUGGGCGAAGGAUAUGAACAGACACAUCUCAAAAGAAGACAUUUAUGCAGCCAACAGACAUAUGAAAAAAUGCUCAUCAUCACUGGUCAUUAGAGAAAUGCAAAUCAAAACCACAAGGAGAUACCAUCUCACGCCGGUUAGAAUGGCGAUCAUUAAAAAGUGAGGAAACAACAGAUGCUGGAGAGGAUGUGGAGAAAUAGGAACACUUUUACACUGUUGGUGGGAGUGUAAACUAGUUCAACCAUUGUGGAAGACAGUGUGGCGAUUCCUGAAGGAUCUAGAACUAGAAGUACCAUUUGACCCAGCAAUCCCAUUACUGGGCAUAUACUCAAAGGAUUAGAAAUCAUUCUACUAUAAAGACACAUACACAUGUAUGUUUACUGCAGCACUAUUCACAAUAGCAAAGACUUGGAACCAAACCAAAUGUCCAUCAAUAAUAGACUGGAUAAAGAAAAUAUGGCACAUAUGCACCAUGGAAUACUAUGCAGCCAUAAAGAAGGACGAGUUCAUAUCCUUUGCAAGGACAUGGAUGAAGCUGGAAACCAUCAUUCUCAGCAAACUAUCACAAGAACAGAAAACCAAACACCACGUGUUCUUACUUAUAAGUGGGAGCUGAACAAUGAGAACACAUGGACAUAGGGAGGGGAACAUCACACACCAGGGCCUGUCGGGGGGUGGGGGGCUAAGGGAGGGAUAACAUUAGGAGAAAUACCUAAUGUAGGUGACGGGUUGAUGGGUGCAGCAAACCACCAUGGCACACGUAUACCUAUGUAACAAAACUGCACAUUCUGCACAUGUAUCCCAGAACUUAGAGUAUAAUAAUAAUAAAAGAAUUGAAAUGCCACUCAAAACCUGUGAGAACUUAUAGACAAAUUCAAUAAAGUUGCAAGAUACAAAGUCAAAAUACAAAAAUCAGUAGCAUUUUCAUACACCAACAACAAGUUAUCCACAAACAGAAGGAAAGAAAGCAAUCCCAUUUACAGUGGUUAAAAAGAAGUUAAAUACCUAGGAGUACAUGCAACCAAGGAAGUGAAAGUUCUCUACACUGAAAACUACAAAACAUUGGCGAAAGGAACUGAAGACGCAAAUAAAUGGAAAGACAUGCCAUGUUCAUGUAUUGAAAGAUUUAGUAUUGUUUAAAUAUCCAUACCACCCAAAGCAAUCUACAGAUUCAAUGCCAUCCCCAUCAUAAUUCGAACAAUACUUUUUCUCAGAAAUUUUUUUAAAAAGUCCUAAAAUUUGUAUGGCACUUUGGGAGGCUGAGGCAGGUGGAUCACUUGAGGUCAGGAGUUCGAAACCAACCUGACCAAUAUGGUGAAACCCCAUCUCUACUAAAAAUACAAAAAUUAGCCAGGUAUGCUAGCCCCCGCUUGUAAUCCUAGCUACUCGGGAGGCUAAGGCAGGAGAAUCGCUUGAACCCAAGAGGUGGAGGAAGAGAAAGAAAGAAAAAGAGAGAAGAAAGGAAAGAUAGAAGAAAGAAAAAGAGAGAAAGAAAGAAAGAAAGAAAGAAAGAAAGAAAGAAAGAAAGAAAGAAAGAAAAGAAAGAAAGGAUGGAAGGAAGGAAGGAAGGAAGGAAGGAAGGAAGGAAGGAAGAGAAGAAAAGAAAGGAGGGAGGGAGGAAGGGAAACUUUGUAAACUGUAACAUGUAAAGCACGAGUAGUUUUCCUGGAAAGUGUGGGAUUGCCCACGAUGCAGCCUGUGCUCCUCAAACUUGACCACACGGGUGGAUCACACGGGAUCUUGUGAAAAGGGGAGUUCUGAUUAAGUGUGGAGCCAGUAGGAGAUUCUGCAUGAUAGCAGGAUCCCUGGUGAUGUUAAUGCUGCUGACCUGUAGACCACUUUGAGUAGCAAAAUAGAGAAAAUUUAAAACUACAAAUCACAUGGUUCAGCCUUGAUUUCUGAGUCUUAGGGUUGAUUUCUGUAUGUACCAACACUGUCAAUAAGAAAAACUGCUAUGCACUGUUCCUGGGAGGUUAGUAGUUAAUGCAAACAGUAUUUGGAGUCAUAACACAAUCUGGCAAAGAGCGUUGUUCCAGGGCUGAAAAUGCUGAUGGAAUUAGCCGACUCACCUAUCUGCAUAUUCCUCCCUCCUGGAGAAGAAAAAUUAGGGAUUGGGUCUUUUGAAAGUAAAAAGAACUUAAUACGUUUCAAAUAUUUAUUUUGUUCUAGACACGGAUAUAAAAUAUCCAAAAUCCACAACUGCUUUGAGGUAACCAUUAUCCCCACUUCAUAGCUGAAGAUACUACAAAAUACUAUAGAUGAAGAUACUGGCCGGGCGCCGUGACUCACACCUAUAAUCUCAGCGCUUCAGGAAGGUGAGGCAGGAGGAUCGCUUGAGCCCAGGAGUUCAAGAAAAGCCUGAGGCAACAUGGCCAGACCCAGUCUCCACAAAAAAUUAGCCAGACGUGGCGGCGCAUGCCUGUGGUGCCCGCUGCUUGGGAGGCUGCAGUGGGGGGAUCACCUAAGCCCAGGGAGGUCGAGGCUUAAGUGAGCCGUGAUCAUGCCACUGCUCUCCAGCCUGGGCCACAGAGUGAGAUCCUGUCUCAAAAAAGAGGAAAAGAAAAAGACAGUAACACCCCACCUCAUUCAUUCAUUCUA